Messenger RNA from Habropoda laboriosa, 1263 nucleotides. RefSeq names its product potassium channel subfamily K member 1-like. Gene Ontology annotation, biological process: stabilization of membrane potential; potassium ion transmembrane transport. NCBI's taxonomy places the organism in Eukaryota, Metazoa, Arthropoda, Insecta, Hymenoptera, Apidae. The transcript has 7 exons. Gene Ontology annotation, molecular function: potassium ion leak channel activity. Bases 1 to 1263 code for a protein of 420 amino acids. Gene Ontology annotation, cellular component: membrane. The record is from RefSeq and is a predicted model, not a curated record.
AUGACGACCAAAAAGUCAAAUUUAUCUGUGGAAUUCGCUCAAACAAACAGCAUAGAGGAAAUCACAGAAACCAAGAAAUUUUUCAACGAGGAACAUAUGCAAAAAAUCAAAUCGAUCGCUGGUCAUGUUGGACUUUUGAUUACUUUAAUGCUUUAUACGGCAAUAGGAGGUUUGGUUUUUCGACAUGUCGAACUUCCGGUAGAAUUGGCGCGUUUGGAAACUUUGCGCGCCAAUUUACGCGCAGAACGAUAUUCAUUCGUUGACUCUGUCUCCAAUAAUACCGAUGUCUCAAAUUUGCGAACAUUGGUUAGCGUGAAAUUACGCGCUUACGAGGAAGCUGUCCAGGAAGCAGCACAGGGUGGUCUAUUGAUAAGUUUCGUGACGGAUACGAUCGAUCAAGAAGAUCGUGGUACAGCGGAUUUACCGCCGAUCGUCACUGAAAGAUGGAGCGUUCUUCAAGCCAUCUUUUUUGCAAGCACUGUUCUUACUACGAUCGGAUAUGGUAACGUUGUACCAUCAACUAAUGGGGGAAGGAUGUUCUGUAUCUUGUACGCUUUCGUUGGUAUACCUCUGACGUUAACAGUGAUAGCCGACUGUGGAAAACUAUUUGCCACCGUCGUAGUUGAAAUUGCUUUAGCAGUGAAAACGAAACUUCCGUUUCGCUUUUCCUUCUCCUGCAUUCCGACGAAUUUAGCUGGAAGGCGAUCGCUUGGAGCCUUCGCAGCAAUAGGUUUACUUUUUUUAUAUCUAGCCUGCGGUGCAGGUAUGUUCAUGUUAUGGGAGGAUGACUGGGAUUUUUUCGAUGGAUUUUAUUUUUGUUUUGUGACCAUGACCACUAUAGGUUUCGGUGAUCUAGUACCGACUGCAAAAAAACCCAAGUACAUGUUAUUGUGUACUCUUUAUAUUCUGGUUGGUUUGGCGCUGAUGAGUACCAUUAUUGAGCUCGUAAGGCGGCAGUAUGCUCAAUCAUGGAGAAGACUGCAGAGGCUUAGUGGACCAUUGGCGGAGACUAUUCGAAGACUUGGUGAACAAGCUGGUGGUGACAUGUCUGCACUCCAUUCAGAUCUCAGGAAAGUUUUAACGGUAAUAUCGAUGCCACGUUUAAAAUGGUCAGCUUCUCUUAAUCGAGAAGGCACGAAGGAUCAAGAAUGGGAAGAAGCUGUAGAGGCUGUGCUUCGCGAUAUCGCUGCGAACGUAAAUAACAGUAGUCAACCGAAGAAGAAACCGAUAGUGCAAAUUGUCAUUUACGAAUCGAGUGUUUGA